Seminavis robusta is the source of this 2725-nucleotide messenger RNA. NCBI's taxonomy places the organism in Eukaryota, Bacillariophyta, Bacillariophyceae, Naviculales, Naviculaceae. The record is from the annotation of a GenBank genome assembly.
CCAUCCACGGCAUCACAGCAUUGCAAUUUUUUUAAAUUACAGCUUUAGAAAUACUAAGUAUUCUAGCUAGCAACAGCGCCUCCCACGGUAGCAGUCCGAGGAGACCAUGGAGGUGGAGAAUCACCAGCAUAGAGAGAACGAUAAUGUUGACGGGGAUGCUUUGACGAAUGAAGCCCACAACACUCUUCGGGUAUACUUCUCCAAAAGUCCAUGUUUUGACACCAGUCUUGAUCCCGAAAUGGAAUACAGUCAAUCUGAAGUGGCAAAGUCGGCAUCAGAUGCCAUUGACGCCCUUCUUCUGCUGGAAGAAUUCCCUGCUUUGGCUACAAAAAGAUUCUUUGGUCGUGAUGCCCCUCACCCUCGGUUUGGGAAUGCAGCGUUAUACCCACUUGCCUUUUUUGUCAUGAAUAAUUUUGACAGCAAGAUACUCAACAGAGUCCUCAGAGUAUAUCCAGAAGUACUCAAUCAGCGCUUUCUAAUGUAUUCAAGUCUACUGGAGUUUGCUUGUUCAGAUUUUCCAAAAAUCAACCACAAAACACUCAAGUGGCUGGCAUCCCAGGUGAACCAAACCUUUGAUGCUGCAAAGCCAAUCCUCAGAUUUUUCACUGACAAGCGCUUGGAAAAUCUGAGCCUAAAAGGCUCUUCUUGUGAUGAAGAAAUUCUAGAGAUCCUGCUUUCCAAAAGUCCAAAAUUCACGGCCAAUGACGACGAUGCAGUCAUAGAGUUGUUGAAAACUGUUAUUGCAGCUGAUCUUGAUCAUAAGAUUGUUCUGCAGUUGCUGGAACAAAUUCCAAUGGGCUCCCGUGUCUUGGAUCUCAAGCAGGAUCUUUUGUUCAGUGCGUUGCAAUGUGAACAUGAGACCUUUGAGUGGCUUACUGGGUCCAGGAUUGACCUAAUCUUCUCGCAGAUGUUGCCGAACCUUUCAGAGCUUCGACUUGACCUGAAUUGUUUUGAAGAUUUCACGUCGCUGGACGAUUCUGGGAUGGAGAUUGAACCCGAAUGGGCACGUGCAAGCAAGCUGCUACUGGCCAACUCUUCCAACCUACAAAAGCUUUCCCUGUCAAUUCCAACGGACAUCGCAUGGACAAACCCAAGGGCCACAAGCAUGAUGAAGUCCUUGAUUCAGAAGCACAUUUCAUCGACAGCACUUCAUCUUCGUCUCUACAAUGAAUGCAACGGGGAUUGUUGGUGGAUGUUUGAAGACGAAGAGGAAGGUGGUGAAGAGUUCUACCUCUAUGGCAACGAAAAAAGCUAUGGCAAGGUCAGCGGUGAGAUUGGAGAAAAGCUGCGAACCCAUACAGUCCAUAGCCAAGACGAAUUUACCAACAACCGGUUCCUGGAAUUUUUACUGGAUGUUGUCCGUACAACCCCCAACAGUUCCUCGAGCGGCAAGGGCAACUCCACGAUAGAACACAUUGAGCUACACCGCUUGGAAAAUGUUCACGCGGAGCACCUCGCAAAACUCUGUGUUCACACCAAAUCAUUGCAGCUGGCUUACACAUCUGUGCUAUCCCAGACGGCCUAUUCUCCCUCGCUUUGCAAGGUAUGGAAGCGGCCCUGCCCCAACAUGUUUUCAUGUUGUGGCUCUCGAGCUAUGCGAGCGAUCUCAUCGCUACCCCGCCACCAAAACAUUUUGACCGCAAAUGCGACCUUUGCAAAUAGAUUUGAUUGUGGAGCAAGCUUGGUGAAGCUUCAUCUCAUGGGAAUUAUACCUGACUUCGUUCCAAAAAAGGAGAAUUUGUUGGAUGUGACAUCGGCUUUGGUUACGACCCUUGGAAUUGAAACACUUGAGGUUCUCCAGUUCUCUGAUACCAAUGGUACUGGGCAUCGACAUCUAGAACUGUCUCUCUUUGGCGAAGCAUUCAAGAAGAACCGCAAUCUGCGUAGGCUAGAGUUGGAUGGAUUGAAUUAUCUUUGCAUGGACCAGCGUUCUGUCUUGGAGUGGUUCCUGGAGAUGCUAGAGGGGAGCGUGAACAGGGUACUGUCAUUCCUCUUGAUUAAGAGUGGGACCAUUUGUCACUUCGUCAACUGCGAUGCACACUGUCUUGACAGCAGUCUCAUUGACAUCCAUCCAUUUCGAUAUUAUCCAUUGGAAUCAGUGGCAGUAAAGAUUCAACAGAUGUUGUGGUUGGCACACUUUGGACGGUGGAGAAUGACCAGCGAAAACACCACACCAAAGGACCUUGUUGAUAUCCUUUUGAAUGUGACGUCUGUUUCAUUUCGGGAGCUUGCUUAUACUGUCAACCCAGGGCACCCACAAACUGGAAUACAAGCGGAAAAGGAUAAGACAGGAGUGCUGUAUGGUCUUCUGCGCGAGAAACCCUCUCUUUGGUGCUGCUCUACUUCAAUGCAUUCUCAGGGUCAAGCUUCACCCUUGAGAGGAGGGAAAAAGCGGAAGUUUGCAGCUCCUGAAGGACCAGCAUGCACAUAAAGAAGCGUAGAAAUUUACUGGGUGAUUAUUUCAAUGCACCCGGUCCAAACCAAUACGAUUUUCUGGUAGUGUACGGUAGGGUCCCAGUGGUCAACUAAACGCAAGGCCCACGAUUGAUGAAGGGUGUGCCCUGGGUGCAGUUCCGGUGGCUUUCUGCGCCAGGAGACGUUGCGAGUUGCGAAGAUUACAAGGUACAGGUACCCCCUGGCUAGACUAAGUUCUUUUUGUAUUCACGGUAGUACUACCACAUCCCUCUAAUCCAUAGUAACUUCCCAACUACCGUACGGUAGCUAU